UGGCAGUUUGCCACGUGUCAAAAAAAUGGUCCAAUUGGAGCUCUUUUCGUCUGCGAAGAGGCUGACUUCUGCGCCGCACCUAGCGUUAAGUCUCUGCAAAUCACAGUUUCCCCAAUCUAAAACCCUAAAUUUCAAUCCAAAUCUCUAAACCCCAAAGUGAAAUCCUAACACAAAUUCAUAAAUCCUGCAACUUUAUCCCCAAAAUGCGAUUGUCCGGAUCGGGGUUCGGAUUAAUUUCUAUGGUUUUGGCGCGGAGGACGUGAAUCCGAUCAGAAAACGAGCACAGAAUUCCGAAUUCAAUGGAUAGAAUCGUUUUUCUGGCGGUGUUUUUCAUCGUCUUCGUCGUCGCCGAUGUUUCCGAUGCUGCUGCUGCGCUCUCCAAGCACAGAAUUUUGAUUGGUGAGCCUCAAAACGACAAUACGACAGUACCAGGCAAGGAGGGUUCUCCGGUGCCUAGUCCGCUGCUGCCUCCUACGGUGUCAAGUUCUGGUGGAAAUGGGUCGGAUACUAAGCCGGUUGAUGACCCGAGUAAGGAGAAAGUGGAGUCUUCGCAACCCGCGAAGACUCCGAAACCGAAAGUGGAUCAGGGCCCCAAGGUGGGUUUGAAUAAUGAUACUAAAAAGGGUGAAGGGAAGGAUGUGGAAACAGAAAAGAAGCAUCCAGAGCCUGCCAAGACAUCGAAUGAUGAUCCGAAGCCGGAUACCGACAAGGUCAAAUAUAAUCCAAAGGAGGACACUGACAAGGUGUUGAAAGAUAAUCCUAAGGAGAAGGAGAAGGAUAAUCCAAAGGAGAAGGAGAAGGAGAAGGAGAAGGAUAAUCCAAAGGAGAAGGAGAAGGAUAAUCCGAAGGAGAAGGAGAAGGAGAAGGAUAAUCCAAGGGAGAAGGAGAAGGAGAAGCAGGAGAGCUGCGCUGGGGUAACCAAAAUCAAAACAUGUGCGGUCAAGGAUGUGGCAGUUGCUUGCAUUAAGAACUUCAGUAGUGGGUCCAAAGAAGUGGCCAUUCUGGUUCAAAACGUAGGAAACAGCACUUUGAACGCAACCCUUUCUGCAAAUGGUGCCAGCAAGGUCCUAGAGAUUCUGAAACACCUAAAUAGAAAGGUCAAUAUAUCAAUUGAUCCGGGUAAAAGCACCAAUAUAACAUUAAAUACUGGAACCGGAGAAUGUAAGCUUCAUAUAGAUCCUCCCCCUCCGGCGUUUCCUUCUCUCAAGACCAUAGCGACCCCAAUCAAUGGUGCCUACUUCUUGAUUGUUGCAGUGCUAACUUUUGGAGGAACGUGGGCUUGCUGCUUGAUCAGGAAGGGGAAAGAGCGUACUGGAGGUGGAGUUCCAUAUCAGGAACUUGAAAUGGGAUUGCCGGAAUCUGUUCCAGCAACCGCCGUGGAAACGGCUGAAGGUUGGGAUGAAGGUUGGGAUGAUGACUGGGAUGGAGAAAAUGCGGUGAAAACACCUGGGGAUCGUCUGGGAAGCAUCUCUGUGAAUGGCCUUACAUCGAGGGCUGCAAACAAAGAUGGGUGGAAUGAUUAGUUAGUUUAGAACAGCCAAAAGGGUGUCCAGAGUAGAGUUUGCCCAAAAGAAAGAAGAAAAUGGAAGAAGAAGGUAAGACCGAUGAGCACAGAACAAAUUAGGAUCGAGAUACAGAAUGUAAAACGUUUAUUGACAAACUGCGUCGUUGAAACAAGCGGUUUUCGUGUAAUAGUGAGUUCCCAGAAAUUAGGUCUGUAUAAGUGAUUCAUUUUUACUGUAACUGCAACCUUGAAAUGUUUACGUGACUCGUUCUAUAAGCAAAUACAGCUAUACCAGUUCAAGAAA
Messenger RNA from Malus domestica (apple), 1808 nucleotides. RefSeq lists its product as uncharacterized. NCBI's taxonomy places the organism in Eukaryota, Viridiplantae, Streptophyta, Magnoliopsida, Rosales, Rosaceae. The record is from RefSeq and is a predicted model, not a curated record.